Molecule: messenger RNA, 2850 nt
Organism: Stylonychia lemnae
Lineage: Eukaryota; Ciliophora; Spirotrichea; Sporadotrichida; Oxytrichidae
Source: the annotation of a GenBank genome assembly
AUGAAAAACUAGAACAUUUUUGGUAACAAUUAUAGAAAUUUAGCCGAUUCCCAGACCUCGUAGAACUAAGGAAACAUCCAUUAAAAGCCUCAACGGCAUCUUCAAGAAAAAUAAACGCCUUUGAUCAGAUCUCAGAUUAAUUUUGAUUCCAAAAAUAUAGGAGGACAUAACAACCAACAUAAAGCUAUAAGAACUGGGGUGUCUAAGGAAAGGCAAUAAUUAAUAGAACAAGCUCCAUAGUUAAAGCACUCAUUGUACUUCAGUAACUAAAAUAAUAUCGAUAACAACAAUUUAAACUAUUACUAAAAUAACUCAAACGAGUAGUUGAAGGAUUCAGGAAGCCUUUAAGUUAUGGAUUUAUAGAAAAAUGAAGUAUAUCAGGAUUAUUUAGAUAUUGAUAUUGGAUUGGAAUCUAAUUAAACUCUCUCUAAAGAUCAUCCACUAAAUAUUAACUCAAUCGAUCUUAAUAGCAUUGAUGAUAGAAGCUAGAGAGUUCGGCAAACUUCAAAUGACUGUGAAUCAGAGACUGAUAAUAUUGAUGAGCAACCUGAAGAAAUCUAGGAAACUAGAAGUGAUAUUUUGAGAAAAAAGCCAAACUCAGUAACAGGGAUAUUAGGCAGAGAAGGAGGGGCGGGUCUUUUAAGAUCAUAAAUAGCUAGAGCAAAAUAAUUUAACAACUUUCUUGGCGAAAAUCAGCCGUUAAACCCGAAUUACUACCCUAGCUAAUUAAGUCAAGUUUCUCACUAGUAUCUCUAGCAAAUAGAGAAAUCCAAUCUUCAACUGAAAACAGUCCAAACGCCAUAAUUGCUACUAAGAGGGGAUAUGAGCUCAUUAAAUUCUCCUCUUGGAUUUACUCAAGCUUCGCUGCAUACUCUGAGCAACACAAAUGGCGGCUUUAAAACACCAACAAUUGAACUUUAAAAUGUUCUUGAAGGCAACAAUAAAAAUCAUAAGAAUCAUGCUAGAUAAUAGCAAUUGGUGCCAGUACAAGAAUUGAAUAUAAAUUCCUUAGUUAGUAGCAACUUAGGCAAUACUAAUUAAGCAUAUACAAGCAGAAAUGAUGAUCUAAGAAAUAAUACUAGCAGUAAAACUUUAAAAUCUCAGAAUACAGUAAAUUAUAAGACCAAUAAUGCUGGUUUAAAUUAGAAUAAUGAUGGUAAUUCAUCUGAAAUAUCAAGCUAAAUCAAUAAUAACAAUCAUAAUUAGAAUCAAAUAUCCACUAGUUCAAAAUCAAGUCAGUUGACUGGAAAUAAACAGAAAUUCGUUUUAACUGCUCAAAAUCAACUUACUAAUAUUAAGAGAUCAAUUGAGAGUCCUACAAUUCCUACUAGUAAUCAUAUUGUAUUUACAGGUCCAAAAUAAGUAGGAAAGAAAAUUUCCAAGAAGACUACUAAAAAGCCUAUGCAACUCUAGAAUAAUAACAGUAAGGCGAAUCAUAAACAAGCAGAUUAAAAGAAGCAAAAUUCAAAUAGUUUUAUGAAAAAUUACUAAUCAGUUCCAAAUAUAUAAUAAUCUAAGUCUUAAUAGUAAUAAUAAAUUCCUCCAUAGAUUAAUGAGCAAAUUCAAAUGGUUUAAUCAUAGUAAUCUCAAUUUCAGACAGUGUAUGGUGUUCAAUAAGCAAGGAGUGCUCAAGGAUUUGUAAAUCCAUCAUAGCUAUUCGAUUCGAAAUACAAUAAUAUGAACUAAGGCAUUACACCUUAAAUAGAAACGUUUUAAAAGCCUAAUAAUCUCAUUGAUCUUAAGACUGAAAUAACAUCAUUACUUAAGAAUACUCAACCUGGUGCUCCAACUAAAAAUAAGCUCAACAGUUUAAAAUCAUCAUAUUAAUCUGCACAGGGCUAGAAUGUAGUUAGCAAAAGGCCUACUCCAAAAAGCAGCUUUACCUAGGUCAUUCACAUUACGUAAGGUGAGAAUCCAAACGGAUAGAAGACUUAGGACAUCUUAGUUUAGCAUCUCAAUGAAAAAUCAAGAGAAGUAGCCUCACUCAAAAAUGAAAAUAAAGAUCUACAAGAAAGAUUAUUUUAAGCCGAAAAGUAAAUAAUAUAUCUUGCAGCGAUGUAGUCAAACUUUCACACUCAUGAUUCUUUGUCAAACUCAGGGCAUAAAAGCAGCAAAAAGCAUUUUAAAACAUUAAGUCUUAAGGAUAACUAUAAUUUGAGUGUCAAGGAAGCUCAAAACAUAAAUAUGCUCAAUAAUGCGAACAAACCUACCUUUUUGAAUAAUGACAGAAUGAACUGUCUUGGGGAUGAUUUCUAGUUCAAGGGAAGUUUCACACCUAAUGAUAAAAUACAGCAUAGCAAAUAAAGUAUGUUUAAAAAUACAAGAUAUGUUGACGGUGGAGCAGGUGCUAAUCUAGGUUCACCUGCAAGUUAAUAGAGUAUUUUAAAGGUGAAUCUGGAUGACUAGAAUGACUACUCUGCAAAAAAAGAUGGCCAAAAUAAUAGUGAGAUAAAGAGCAUGAAAUAAAAGAAAAAAUCUGUAGAUCUAUUGAUAAAUACCAAUCCAAAUAGCUUACUCAUGCCACAAGGAAAUUAGAAACUAGAAUCUAUUUUUAGAGUUAUGAGUCCAAACAACUUUAGUAGUUAAUUGUAAAACAGUGCUUUUAACGCUCUUAAUAAUUUGCAGCAUCAAAGAACAAUGACCUCGUAAUCCACAAAUAGAGAUGAAUUAAGUUCAAGAUCAACCUAGAAUUUGAAUCAAUAGGAUAUGCUAUAGCAAUAGCAGUAAUCAUUCUAACUUAUGAAAAUGAUGACUAGAGUUAAGUCUACCUUAGAUAGCUAUAAGCAGAGAGAGUAGUUAUUGUUGAAGAGAAUCAAAGAUCUUGAGACCUCAUAUAGAUAGAACCCUUGA